UUUCCAGUUAUAUUAUAGUUCAAUUAAAAAAACCCGACAAACUCUUGUGUCUCGUCGUUCGGCGUGCUCCCACACACAUGUGUAUAUAACGUUGUAUCGGUACCCCUCGUGCUCACAACGUUGAGAUGGCGGAGACAUCAGUCGGAAUGGAAGUGUCUCAGGGGGAUAACCGAGAAAAGGCUUCGGCAGAGGAUAUGACCUCAAAGGACUAUUACUUUGACUCUUAUGCUCACUUUGGCAUCCAUGAGGAGAUGCUGAAAGAUGAGGUCCGCACUCUGACUUACCGUAACGCCAUGUUCCACAACAAGCAUUUGUUCAAAGACAAGGUGGUGCUGGAUGUGGGUAGUGGGACUGGGAUCCUCUGCAUGUUUGCUGCCAAGGCUGGGGCCAAGAAAGUCAUUGGAAUCGAGUGCAGCAGUAUAUUGGACUAUGCUGUGAAGAUCGUCAAGGCGAACAAGCUGGACCAUAUUGUGACCAUAGUUAAGGGGAAGGUGGAGGAGGUGGAGCUUCCUGUUGAAAAGGUGGACAUCAUCAUAUCUGAGUGGAUGGGCUACUGUCUCUUUUACGAAUCCAUGCUCAACACUGUCAUCUAUGCCCGAGACAAAUGGCUGAAACCAGAUGGGUUGAUAUUCCCAGACAGAGCCACUCUUUAUGUCACGGCUAUUGAAGACAGGCAGUACAAAGACUACAAAAUACACUGGUGGGAGAAUGUGCAUGGGUUUGACAUGUCCUGCAUUAAGGAGGUUGCUAUCAAGGAACCGCUGGUGGAUGUGGUGGACCCCAAGCAGCUGGUCAGCAAUGCCUGCCUCGUGAAGGAGGUGGAUAUGUACAAUGUGAAGCUAGAGGAUCUGUCCUUCUCCUCCCCAUUCUGUCUGCAAGUUAGGAGGAAUGACUACAUUCAUGCGUUAGUCACUUACUUCAACAUUGAGUUCACCUGCUGUCACAAGAAGACUGGAUUUUCUACCAGCCCAGAUUCCCCCUACACCCACUGGAAGCAGACUGUGUUCUAUCUGGAUGAUUACCUGACGGUAAAGUCCGGGGAGGAGAUACUGGGCACCUUGAGCAUGAAGCCCAAUGCCAAGAACAAUCGUGAUUUGGACUUCAUUCUAGACAUUGACUUCAAGGGACUGUUGUGCGAGAUCACCAAGUCUUCUGAAUACAAGAUGCGCUAAAGGGGGGGGGUCAAGUAAUAGCCAAGGGUUUUGCAGUCGAGUACUUAAUGCGACUUCAACAGAUUUUAACUACUGUAUGUUCUUUUGGGUUUGUGUAAUGGUUCUUGUUCAGAGGUUGAAAUGUAAAAAUGAAAAUCGGUCCCAUGUAACAGCAAGAAGAUAGUGAAACCUUUUCAACACUGUACAUCUAUGCCAUACACAUUGCCGCUUUCUCAGAAUGUCGCCAUCAAAAUCAGUGCUCACCUUAUCCCCUUGACCUACAAUGUAUUACUGGAAGAAAUGUUCCAUUCACCCCUCUCCCCCUUUUUUAUUUUAUAUACUCACUUCCUGUUUCUCUGCCAGUUAGUCUGUCUUGUGGCACAAUGUCUGAGUUUUUGAUGUGUCUUUGAAUUUUUGGCUGCACAAGGAUCCCUGUGUGUAGAAAAGUACUUAUGACUGUUUCAUUUUAUAUUGGGCUUGAUCUAAUGUGACAAGCGCACAAUGUAAAUUAAGAAUGCAUGGGCCCAGUCUUGUGUACAGAGUAGCCCUUUGGUAGUUCCGCAGUGUCUAUGGAAUGCAAAGGGUAUCAAUCCUAGUGGCUGAAAAAAAAAAAGAAAAAGAAAAAAAAUGCCUUCUGGAUUUGGAUCUUCAGUCUGAAGUACAAGUGCAAGGAGUACAUUGGAUAGGAGGAUGAGGUUUUAUAUUUUGAUGAUUUGAUGAAAAUAAAAGUUUUUGAAGUG
This is a messenger RNA of Conger conger (European conger), 1891 nucleotides long. Its product is annotated as protein arginine N-methyltransferase 1-like. The record is from RefSeq and is a predicted model, not a curated record. NCBI's taxonomy places the organism in Eukaryota, Metazoa, Chordata, Actinopteri, Anguilliformes, Congridae. The transcript is spliced from 10 exons. Bases 126 to 1172 code for a protein of 348 amino acids. Gene Ontology annotation, molecular function: protein-arginine N-methyltransferase activity. Gene Ontology annotation, cellular component: nucleus.